AAUUUCUUAUUUUCCUCAAAAAUGGGUUCACCCAUCUCCCGCCCUCUCAAAUAACCCGAAACUCUUCCCCACUUUAUUUCCCGCCUUCCAAAACCCUCUUGCUUCUGGAGUCCCAGAAUAUACGAAUCGCAUUCUUACCCAAAAACCCUAAUUUCCGAGAAACCCCCUACUUUCUUGAUUCUCUCUAUCUGCUACUCCGUUAGGGUUUCGCGGAGCCCUAGGUUUUCAAAGUAUGACGGAACUGAACGCCAAGCACCACACUCUGAUUCAAGCUCUGCUCUCUCGCGGCCCACUUAAAGAGGGCCAGUUCCACCGCAUGUUCUCGGAACUCACCGGAGAAAACCCAGGUGUUCGUCGGAAGGCGUUUGAUGAUUAUCUUCUGAGGAUAAACAAGGCCCUUUCUUAUGUUCAGUUCGAGCUGCGGGGAUGCAGGAAUCAAUAUGAUGGUCAAGUUUAUUAUGGAGUUGUCAAUAAUGUCUCUGAUGAAGAAUCGAAGCUGGGAACGACUUAUUCGGUUGCUCAGAUUGCUUUCUAUAAGGCUAUUAUAGAAGCAAUAGUGCAAGAAGCUGCUCAAGGAACCAUAUCUAGCAGUGAUGCUCUUAAUCUACGAUUAGAGAAUCAGGUUAACAGUGGUACAUCAUCACAAUCACAAGGAGGUCCAGUUCCUAUCCCUACUGCAUUGAAGAACUUUUCAAUGUCCCAGAAGGAAAAAACUCUUGAUGAAUUUGUACGGGAUAAAUGGCUUUCCUUCACUGCUGAGGGUCAUGUUGGACUUGGUGUCAGAUCCUUCCUUGAUCUGCGAAGUUGGUUUCGCAAUAAUGAUGUUCCUUCAUGCGAAGUGUGCAAUGAAGCUGGUGUGAAGGCAGUGUUAUGCCAGAAAGAGGGUUGUUCAGUUCGAAUUCAUCAGUACUGCCUAGGAAAACUGUUUGCUAAGAAAAAGGGUGAAAGAGUUUGUCCAAGUUGUGGUACUCAAUGGCAAUAUACAGGACCAAAAGCAGAAGCUGUAGAAGAUGAUGAGCCAGAUUGCGCUACUCAGAGCCAACCACCUGUGGAACCCAAGAGAAAGAAGCUGAGAACAAGCCGAAUUGGUGAUGGAGAUAUAGUUGAAUCUAGUUCCUCUCAGUCUUCCUUACCUGCGCGUAAUCUGAGAAGAUCAACUCGAAGUUCCACCCGCCUCUAAUAACUUGAUUUCAUAUGCCCUCUUGCAAGUACCUUGGAAUAUAUAUUGUAUAUUUUGCUCCUGAAAAGUAGACUGGAUGAGAAGAUUAGGGAAUGAUGUCAAACUCUUGCCUUUUGGAUGCUCACUGGUCGGUAAAGUUGUGAGUAGCAUUGUUUAUAUAGUAAUUAUAUUAUUAUGGCUACUGUUAUUUUAAAAUUUUCACAUUGUGAUG
Molecule: messenger RNA, 1391 nt
Organism: Rosa chinensis
Lineage: Eukaryota; Viridiplantae; Streptophyta; Magnoliopsida; Rosales; Rosaceae
Exons: 6
Coding region: 233-1180 (315 amino acids)
Biological process (GO): double-strand break repair via homologous recombination; DNA damage tolerance
Cellular component (GO): Smc5-Smc6 complex; nucleus
Molecular function (GO): ubiquitin-protein transferase activity
Source: RefSeq, a predicted model, not a curated record